Messenger RNA from Adelges cooleyi (spruce gall adelgid), 585 nucleotides. RefSeq lists its product as uncharacterized. The coding region runs from base 1 to 585 and encodes 194 amino acids. The record is from RefSeq and is a predicted model, not a curated record. The transcript has a single exon. Lineage: Eukaryota; Metazoa; Arthropoda; Insecta; Hemiptera; Adelgidae.
AUGACUAAUUCUACAACCUCGGUAGUAGAAAGUAGAGCCUAUCGACUAGCAAAUAGAAAGAGAGCCACAAGUGUUGCCGAUAUCAAGGCUUUCAAAAGAUGUUCAGAAGCGUUCAAUGUGAACACAAACACACACUCUCAAAUUCAAAUAAGACUUGAUCAAAUACCGGUGAUGUUGAAACAAUAUAUAGAGGCGUAUGACGAGGUGGAAACGUUAGAUGAAGAAGAUAUUGAAACAAACGCUCGAGCAAUAGUACGGUCAGAGUUCAUGGAGUUAGUGUGUGAUACAAGGGCCGCACUAUUAGAAUUAUUGCACAAACACAAAAGACAACCAUCAGAGGCGGCCAAUAGCAGUGUUAGUGUUUCCACAGAGUCGAUGAAGUUACGACCAGUGUCAAUGCCAAAGUUCGACGGUAACUGGCAAGAUUGGUCGGAAUUUAAAGAUUCAUUUGAGGCAAUGUUUCAUAAUAAUAAAAAAUUAGCUGAUGUCCAAAAGUUUCAUUAUUUAAAAUUAUGUUUGUCCGGAGCAGCAAUGGAGGUGGUCAAAAACAUACCUACAACAGACAACUACGAGCAAGCGUAUUAA